AUGGUCCUCGCUCGUCCUCAUAUUCUUCGCGCAUCCGCCAGGGCCGUUGGCAUUGCAGCUCGACGACCCCCCACUCGGCAAUUCGCGCGCAGGACAUACGCCCAGUCGCAUGAGGCGCCCAAGUCUUCCGAUCUUCCAUGGCUUAUCGCAUCAGUCGGUCUGGGUGUCCCAGCAGCAUACUACAUCUUUCAAUCCCGGCCCCAGAAGAAAGCUCAUCACGGUCAUGAGGAGGAGCCCAAAGCCGAGCCCGUGAAAGAGGAAGAGGAGAAGGAGGCCAAGGCUCCCGCAGGAGAAGCUGCUCCUCAGCCCGAUCCUGAGUCGGAGCAGAAAGUAGAGUCUUCGUCCUCGUCAUCGAAUGGUGCUCCGUCAACGGAUGGAAAGGCGCCUUCAGAGGCAGACGAGCCCGCCUCUCGCAAGGAACCCGCAUCCUCUGCCACCAUCUCCGCUAAGCAGGAGGGGGUCUCCAACGCGGACACCUCCCAUCCGUCCGUGAACGAGCCCGGGAAGAGCGUCAAGGGCGAAGGAGAGACCGAGACCGCAAAGGUGAAGGGCGCUGUUUCCCCCGAGCGCCCCCAGGCGUGA
Messenger RNA from Aspergillus heteromorphus CBS 117.55, 582 nucleotides. RefSeq lists its product as uncharacterized. The record is from RefSeq and is a predicted model, not a curated record. NCBI's taxonomy places the organism in Eukaryota, Fungi, Ascomycota, Eurotiomycetes, Eurotiales, Aspergillaceae. The transcript is spliced from 3 exons. Bases 1 to 582 code for a protein of 193 amino acids.